GCCACUAGAAGAUCACACUAAAAAAUUUACAUUAUCCCACCUUUAAAAAGAUUUCGCUAGGGUUUGGAAGGAGCAAGGAGUUUCUUUCCUCGCUAGGGUUUCCAAGUUUUAAAACCCUUUCCCAAGUUAUAAGUUUUUUCUCUCUACAGGUUUAACCAGCAACAGGAGAAUUUUUAAGGCGUCUGCGGCUGGGCUUUAUCAUCUAUCGGCAAAAUGGUGGCCACUAAGAAAACUAAAAAGGCUCACGAGAGCAUCAACAACAGGUUGGCUCUUGUGAUGAAAAGUGGAAAAUAUACGCUAGGUUACAAAACUACCCUCAAGUCAAUCAGGACCAACAAAGGAAAGCUUAUUAUAAUUGCAAACAACUGUCCUCCUCUUCGUAGGUCAGAAAUAGAGUACUAUGCUAUGCUUGCAAAGAUUGGGGUACAUCAUUUCAAUGGAAACAAUGUUGAUCUAGGGACAGCUUGUGGCAAGUAUUAUCGGGUGUGCUGUCUCAGCAUUACAGAUCCAGGUGAUUCUGAUAUCAUCAAGACUGUACCAUCAGAUCAGUGAGUGCAUAAUUGGGAUGGUUUGGUCAGGAAAUUGUUAAUUUUUCUUACCUGCCCAAGAUAUUGGGAAGGAGUAGGGAGUCAGUGGUAAAAACUUUUUGUCAAGAUUUUUUUCAGUUUUUCUUCUAGACGGCAAAAAACACCAACCUUUCUUUUUAGGAAUGAGUUGUCUUCUGUUUAAGAGGGCUAUUUAUGCUGAAUGACCGAAAUCUGUAAUCAUGGAAACUUGUAAGGUGUCAAUCAAAUCUAUAUUCCAUUUUA
Molecule: messenger RNA, 809 nt
Organism: Cryptomeria japonica (Japanese cedar)
Lineage: Eukaryota; Viridiplantae; Streptophyta; Pinopsida; Cupressales; Cupressaceae
Product: large ribosomal subunit protein eL30
Exons: 5
Coding region: 214-552 (112 amino acids)
Cellular component (GO): cytosolic large ribosomal subunit
Molecular function (GO): RNA binding; structural constituent of ribosome
Source: RefSeq, a predicted model, not a curated record